Messenger RNA from Fraxinus pennsylvanica, 3318 nucleotides. The record is from the annotation of a GenBank genome assembly. NCBI's taxonomy places the organism in Eukaryota, Viridiplantae, Streptophyta, Magnoliopsida, Lamiales, Oleaceae.
AUGCCUGUUAAUCCAUGGACCCUUUUCUUGGCUUUCUCUUUUUUCGUUUUAUCACCUCCUGUUUCGGGUUUGAAUCCACAGGGAGAAGCGCUUCUCGCCUGGAAGAGAUCGUUGAAUGGAUCCCUCGAGGCGUUAAGCAAUUGGGAUCCUACGGAUGAUACCUCUUGUGAAUGGUUCGGGUUGACUUGCAACUUGAAUAAAGAAGUUGUGGAGAUGAAUUUGAAGUAUAUGGACUUACUUGGAAAUGUACCGAGUAAUUUCAGUUCACUGGCGUCGUUGAAGAGGCUAGUCUUGUCCGGGACAAACCUGUCGGGAUCAAUCCCGAAGGAGAUUGGAACUCUUCAAGAAUUGGUGUACUUGGAUUUGAGUGACAAUGCCUUGACAGGUGAAAUUCCGGGUGAGAUUUGUCAUUUGCCUAAGCUUGAACAACUUGUUUUGGACACGAAUCGACUUGAAGGAUCCAUUCCAGCUGCAAUUGGGAAUUUAACGUCCCUUAUGUCAUUGAUUAUCUACGAUAAUCAACUCAGUGGACUGAUUCCAGGCAGCAUUGGAAGCCUGAAAAGGCUUGAAGUUAUUAGAGCUGGAGGCAACAAAAACCUGGCAGGCUCAAUCCCACAAGAAAUUGGCAAUUGUACCAAUUUGAUCAUGUUAGGCCUGGCAGAAACCAGCAUUACAGGGUUCCUCCCUCCGUCCCUUGGCCUCCUGGAAAAACUCGAGACUAUUGCUGUCUACACAACUCUUCUCUCUGGCCAAAUGCCACCUGAAUUAGGAGCCUGCACCUCCCUGGAAAACAUCUACCUCUAUGAAAACUCCCUCUCCGGCUCAAUCCCGACAAAUCUUGGCAACCUUCGUAAUCUGCAAAACCUCCUUCUCUGGCAAAAUAAUUUGGUGGGCACAAUUCCUCCCGAGCUUGGAAACUGCCAUCAACUACUCGUAAUUGAUAUUUCCAUGAAUUCGUUAACUGGCAGCAUCCCGGAAAGUUUUGGGAACCUGGCCUUAUUGCAAGAGCUGCAGCUGAGUGUAAACCAAGUAUCUGGCAAAAUUCCCGCACUACUUGGGAAUUGCACGGCCCUCACUCACAUCGAACUCGACAACAAUCAAAUCACAGGUACUAUUCCAUCAGAAUUUGGGAAUCUGCCAAAUCUUACGCUGUUAUUCUUAUGGCAAAAUCGGUUAGAGGGAAAUAUUCCGCCAUCUUUAUCUGCGUGUCAUAAAUUGGAGGCGAUUGAUAUGUCACAGAAUACAUUGACAGGUUCAAUUCCAAAGGGUAUUUUUGAAUUGCAGAAACUGAACAAGCUUUUAUUAUUAUCUAACAAUCUUUCUGGAACCAUACCGCCGGAAAUCGGGAACUGCUCGUCCUUGAUACGGUUCCGGGCCUGUAAUAAUAUGCUUACAGGGCCAGUUCCGCCGGAAAUCGGGAGGUUGAAGAAUAUAAAUUUCUUGGAUCUGGGUUCAAACAGGUUAACCGGAAUUAUACCAAUGGAGAUCGCUGGAUGCCAAAAUCUGACGUUUCUUGAUCUGCAUUCAAAUUCUCUCUCUGGACAGUUGCCGGGGAACCUGAACCAGCUUGCCACUCUCCAGUUCCUUGAUGUAUCUGAAAAUUUCAUUGAAGGUACGCUGAAUCCGAGUCUUGGCUCAUUGAGUUCAUUGACAAAACUUAUUCUCGGGAAGAACAGGCUAUCUGGUUCAAUCCCGAGCCAACUCGGUUCGUGUUCCCGGCUUCAGUUACUUGAUUUAAGUGGCAAUAGGCUCGAGGGACAGAUUCCGGCGAGUUUGGGGAAGAUUCCGGCAUUGGAAAUUGCUCUAAAUUUAAGCUGGAAUAAACUUUCCGGUGAGAUACCGUCGGAGUUUACUGCAUUGGAUAAGCUUGGAGUUUUGGACCUUUCUUACAACCAGCUAUCUGGGGACCUACAUUAUCUGACCGAACUUCAAAAUCUUGUGGUGUUGAAUGUGUCCCACAAUCAGUUAUCGGGACAUGUGCCCGACACGUCAUUCUUCGCCAAGCUGCCACUUAGCGUCCUAGCUGGCAAUCCCGACCUGUGCUUUUCCGGUAAUGAGUGCUCUGCCGACAAGGGUGGAGCGGCUAAGCAUGGCAAGGCAACGAGAGUGGCAAUGGUGGUGUUGCUCUCUACUGCAUGUGUCCUACUAUUUGCUGCACUCUACAUUAGCGUCGGAGGCAAAAUGCAGGUAUGUGGGGCCCACAAUUCUGAUUUGGACAGUGACGGCGAUGUGGAGUUGGGUCCACCAUGGGAGGUCACGUUGUACCAAAAGCUCGACUUGUCAAUUGUUGAUGUAACAAAGUGCUUGACAGCCGUCAAUGUGAUUGGUUGCGGGAGAUCGGGCAUAGUUUAUCGAGCAAACAUUUCAUCGGGAUUAGUUAUAGCUGUCAAAAAAUUCCGAACAACGGAAACAUGCUCCGCUCCAUCAUUUUCGUCGGAGAUUACGACGUUGGCAUGCAUUAGACACAGGAACAUUGUUAGACUAUUGGGUUGGGCAGCUAACCGGAAGACUAAGCUAUUGUUCUAUGACUACAUGCCUAAUGGUACAUUAGGUUCAUUGUUGCAUGAGGAAUGCGGAAGCAUAGUCGAGUGGGAAACUCGUUUCAAGAUCGCUUUAGGAGUGGCAGAGGGCUUGGCCUACUUACACCACGACUGUGUGCCCCCGAUCCUCCACCGAGAUGUCAAGGCGCACAACAUACUCUUAGGGGAUCAGUAUGAACCGUAUUUAGCUGAUUUUGGGCUUGCCAGGCUUGUCGAGGAAGAAAAUACUUCAUUUUCACCGAACCCUCAAUUUGCUGGAUCAUAUGGCUACUUCGCUCCCGAAUAUGCUUGCAUGCUAAAAAUUACUGAGAAGAGCGAUGUUUAUAGUUAUGGAGUCGUACUGCUAGAAAUCAUAACCGGGAAAAAACCAGUUGAUCCGUCAUUCCCUGAUGGACAACACGUGAUUCAAUGGGUUCGAGAUCACCUAAAGAGCAAAAAGAACCCUGUCGAUAUCAUUGACCAAAAGCUUCAAGGCAAUCCAGACACACAAAUUCAAGAAAUGCUCCAAGGCCUCGGAAUAGCUAUACUUUGCACCAGUAACCGGGUAGAGGAUCGCCCUACAAUGAAAGAUGUUGUGGCUUUAUUGAAGGAAAUCCAGCACGAGCAUACAACAGCAAGUGAAUCCCACAAAACAGCCAGCAAAUCAUCAAAAAUCUCUAAAGUUUCGUCGAAUUCAUCCACAUUUGUGACCCCCGCUCAGUUGCUCAUUCAAGGGUCGUCUAAUUACACCCUCACUUACUCCUCUUCCUCAAAAAGUUACAAUACAAGACAUCAAUAA